This is a messenger RNA of Etheostoma spectabile (orangethroat darter), 646 nucleotides long. RefSeq names its product cornifelin (gene cnfn). Lineage: Eukaryota; Metazoa; Chordata; Actinopteri; Perciformes; Percidae. The coding region runs from base 141 to 491 and encodes 116 amino acids. The transcript has 4 exons. The record is from RefSeq and is a predicted model, not a curated record.
UGGACUAAUGCAUAAGAGGGACGUCAAACUGGGUAUAAGAGCUGUGGCCAUGCCUUUGCCCUGCUCUUUGUGGAUUUAGCCUGUGACCAUCUACACUGUAACACCACCUUUCCAGGAGCCAUACACAAAGCUCAGGAGCGAUGGAGUACCAGUCAAACGUGAUCAGCUCGCAGCCUCAGGUCACUGUCACACAGUACACUGUGUCGUCCGGAUUAUCAGAUUGGACUUCAAAUGUGUGCGACUGCUGUGAAGACUGUGGCAUCUGUCUUUGUGCAACAUUCAUCCCUUGUAUCCUGGGCUGUAAGGUGGCUCAGGACAACGGGGACAGUUGCUGCCUGCCCUUCCUUCCAGGUGCCAUGAUUGCUCUACGGACAAGCAUACGCAGCAAAUACCACAUUGAUGGCUCGGUGUGUGAUGACUGGGUGAUCAUGGCCUGCCUACCACUGUGUGGACUGUGUCAGAUGGCUCGGGAGCAGAAGAGGAGAGGAUGAAUGGAAUAGUAAUAAUAAACUGCUAUUGUCUUUAUGCAACAAACUAUUGAAGAAGGAAAUUUACAGCAACACUGCCUUUACAUUAAUGUACACACUUUAUUUAUUUUGGAAUGAAAUUAUACUUGAAUACUGAAUAAAUCAUAAAACCUAUUUUC